Purpureocillium lilacinum is the source of this 1734-nucleotide messenger RNA. RefSeq lists its product as uncharacterized. The record is from RefSeq and is a predicted model, not a curated record. Gene Ontology annotation, biological process: polyamine biosynthetic process. Lineage: Eukaryota; Fungi; Ascomycota; Sordariomycetes; Hypocreales; Ophiocordycipitaceae.
AUGUCCGGAGCUGCCAGCAAGCCGGCGACGGCGGACGAUGCCCUCUCGCCGCAACGGUUCGAGCGUGAGCUCAAGGACCUCGCGGUCAAGGCCCGGAGCGACACGUGGGCAGGCCGCGCGCGCGAGCAGCUCGUCGUCUACCUGCGGGCGGCCGUCCUGCUGGCCCUGCUGGGCGUCUACUCCAAUGUCUCGCAGCUCAAUCUGUCGCCCGUCUACGGCGCCAUCCCGGCUUCGAUAUGGCACUCGAAGCUCCUCAUGACGGGCUGCUUCGUCGGCUGGGCCGGCAACGUCGCGCUGCGCCGAUUCCUCCCCGUGAGCGCCGCGCAGGCCCUGCCGCUCAUCGCCCUGUACACGCCAGCGCUGCAGUUCUUCCUCUUCCGCUACAGCGGCCAGCUCGGCGCGCAAUGGGGGCCCGUCGUCACCGAGGCGUUCACCCUGUUCCCCCUCGCGGCCUUCACCGCCGCCGCCGUGGCCGACGACCUCGAGGGCGCGCGCCUCACCAUGCUGCCGGGCUUCGUCGCCGAUGCGGCGCCUGGGCUCGGCUCCUGGGGCAUGCUCAAGCUGGUGGAGCAGCGCGCGGGCGAGCACCUGCGCUCGCAUAUGGGCAGCCUGGCCGCGUAUACGCGCGUCGGGCUGGAGCUCAUCCUGGGGGUGGUGUACGCCGCGUUCGCGCCGUCGCGGUUCCUCGUGUACGCGGCGCCGCCGCUGCUGCACACGCUGAUCGCGAACCCGCACGUCGCCUCCCCGGCCGCCAUGCAGGCGCUCGUCAGCAGCAUGAUGUCGGAGAACUGGCUGCUCAUCGAGCGCCGCGAGUCCGUGACCGGGUACGUCUCCGUCGUGCAGAACAUGCGCGAGGGGUUCCGCGCGCUGCGCUGCGACCACAGCCUCCUCGGGGGCAACUGGGUGCACUCGUCGGGCGGGGAGGUGUCGGAGCCGAUAUACGGCGUGUUUGCCAUGCUCGAGGCCGUGAGGCUGGCGGAGAGCGCCAAGCCUGUGGCCGACAAGGACGCCCAUGCGCUGGUCGUUGGCUUGGGUGUUGGCACCACACCCUCAGCCUUUGUCACUCACGGCAUCAACACGACCGUGGUGGAGAUUGACCGGGCCGUCUACGAGCUGGCCGCAAAGUACUUCCAGCUCAAGGAGAACAACCCGCCUGUCAUUGCCGAUGCGGUGAGCUACACGGCCGGUCUGGCUGCUUCGGCCCCCGAGACGUACGACUACAUCGUCCACGACGUCUUCACCGGCGGCGCAGAGCCCGUGGACUUGUUCACUCUCGAAUUCUUCCAGGGGCUGGGCGCUCUGCUCAAGCCCGACGGCAUCGUCGCCAUUAACUAUGCCGGCGACCUCAACCUGCCGACGCCAAAGCUCAUCUACCGCACAAUCAAGCACGUCUUCCCCACGUGUCGCAUCUUCCGCGAGUCGCCCGCCGAGGCCGAGGCGGCCAAGGGCAACGCCCCCGACUUCACCAACCUGGUCAUCUUUUGCAAGAAGACGAGCGGGCCGCUGCGGUUCCGCGCCCCGACUGUGCGCGACUACCUGCAGAGCCCGGCCAGGGAGGAGUUUCUGCACCUGAGGCACGAGGUGGCCCAAGACGCGCUGCUGUCUGGCGAGGAUACUUCAGUGCUGUCGCGGAACGACACGAGCGCCGUGGUCAAGUGGCACGACACGAGCGCGCUGGGUCACUGGGCCAUUAUGCGCAAGGCGCUGCCGGCCAUGGUGUGGGAGCAGUGGUGA